This is a messenger RNA of Suillus bovinus, 594 nucleotides long. RefSeq lists its product as uncharacterized. The coding region runs from base 1 to 594 and encodes 197 amino acids. NCBI's taxonomy places the organism in Eukaryota, Fungi, Basidiomycota, Agaricomycetes, Boletales, Suillaceae. The transcript is spliced from 2 exons. The record is from RefSeq and is a predicted model, not a curated record.
AUGCCACCCACUAUUCUCUCAGAUGAUGAGGGUGAAACUUGUAUUGCUGUACAUCUAGUCCGCAAAUACAAACCUACUGCUGUGUCCCUUGAUUCAGUGGAACCAGCAACUCUUUCCUUCCAGAAGAAGGCUGUCAACAACUUUUGUAUUGCUGAGGCUGCACAAUGCACCAAACAAUUAGAAUGUACUGAACCAUCAUCUGUGGCAGGCCCUUCUCAGGAUCCAACUUCUGCCACAUCUAAGACUGCCACGCUGCCAACUUCACAUGUCCCCAACCAGAUGAAAAGAGUACAUGCUGACUUAGAGGAGAUUUUUGAGAAUGACAACAAUGACAUGGAGAUGUGGGAAAGUGCAUAUAUUAAUUUAAAUAUUGAGGGCCAGGAGGAUGUUGACAUUGAUGGUAUCCCCAUUGGUGUUGAUGUCCAAUCAAUUGUUGAUGCUUUUGCAACUGAAGGUGUCAAUGAGUUCAUGGGCUCUGUGAUGAAUAUUGAUGACCAGGACCUUGUGAGUAAGAUGGAGGGGUUUGCUAUCCAGGGGAUGAAAGGUAGGGAUCAUUUUUUCAAAGACUUGCUUUCCACUGACUGCAUCUAUUAG